UUUUGAGAUGAUGGUGAUGUGGCCCCGUCCUUCCCUCCCACUGAUCUGAUCUCACCGUGCGAGAGACGCGCUGCUUCGCGCAUGCGCACACGCGUACGGCUCAGUUUUGGGAAGGAAAAAAGGCGAGCAGAACUCAUCGGUCUGCCUAUGGCCGAACGAGCCACGGCGCUGUGAACACAACAAAGAGACAGUUUGACUGUAAAUCAUACAGGUGGAAGCGACCGAGCAGGGGAAGCGACGCAUGGCUCUUCAUAUGAACGUUGUGGCUUGAGAGGAGGACAGUAUGUUCACAUGAGGGCUCUUGAGACCGAGCGCUGACCGUUGAAAGAUUCGCAGAGUCGGGUAGCGUUGAUCGGUGAAGACAUUGCCGAAGAUGCUGAAGAGAUUGGCCGCGCCGGCGUCAUGCAGCAGCUGCCUUCUCGCCUUCCUCCUCGCCUUCGUCUCGCCCAGGUAUACGCUGUCGAUCGGUGUCGACAAAACUAUGGUGAACAAGGAGGAUUAUUAUAGCGCCACGGUCAACGCCACCGUUUUGGACCAUAAAGGCAAUCCUCAACAGAUGGUGACGAAGAAUGACGGGCGGUACGGGCAGAAUUCCCCCAAAACAGAGGCGAAGGGGAUCGUGAUCGCACCUGCUGCUGUUAAUGGGGAGGUGGAUUUGCAAGGCUGCUGUCCACACAUCCGGUUUGUAGUCCCUCCGAAAACCACACACUGGGUGGCCAUUAUGCAGAGAGGGAAGUGCACCUUCAAGGAGAAGAUCCUUAAGGCAGCUGCAUUUAAUGCCUCGGCUGUCAUUAUCUACAAUAACAGCACCAAAGAGGACACAGUCACGAUGGCUCAUGAAGGCACUGGAGACAUAGUGACAGUAAUGAUCACGGAGUCCUUUGGAAAAGAGAUUCUGGGUUUUCUGGAGAAGAACCAGACUGUGUUGGUAUCCGUGAUGGUGGGGUCACGAGGACUGCCCAAGAACAUCAACCGCGGCUCCUUGGUGUUCGUCUCCAUCUCUUUUAUCGUACUGAUGAUUAUCUCCUCUGCUUGGCUGAUCUUCUACUUCAUCCAGAAGAUCAGAGACACCAGCGCUCGGGACCGCAGUCAGCGACGGCUGGGCGAUGCUGCCAAGAAGGCCAUUAGCAAGCUGACUACCAGGACAGUAAAAAGAGGGGACAAGGAAAUAGAGCCAGAUUUUAAUCAUUGUGCUGUGUGCAUUGAAGGUUAUCAGCUAAACGAUGUGGUCCGCAUCCUACCUUGCAAGCACGUCUUCCAUAAAAUCUGUGUGGAUCCGUGGCUAAAUGAGCACUGCACCUGUCCUAUGUGUAAACUCAACAUUCUCAAAGCUCUGGGAGUUAUGCCCAACCUGCCUUGCGUGGACAACAUGGCUUUUGACAUGGAUCGGAUGUCCCGCAGUCAGACUUGA
Sinocyclocheilus grahami is the source of this 1411-nucleotide messenger RNA. Its product is annotated as E3 ubiquitin-protein ligase RNF130-like. The coding region runs from base 374 to 1411 and encodes 345 amino acids. The transcript is spliced from 8 exons. The record is from RefSeq and is a predicted model, not a curated record. NCBI's taxonomy places the organism in Eukaryota, Metazoa, Chordata, Actinopteri, Cypriniformes, Cyprinidae.